Molecule: messenger RNA, 709 nt
Organism: Mycena citricolor
Lineage: Eukaryota; Fungi; Basidiomycota; Agaricomycetes; Agaricales; Mycenaceae
Source: the annotation of a GenBank genome assembly
CCCGCUCAUUUCUCAUCCAACUUGAACAUGUCCUCAGCAACCAUAACCGCUCGUUUCAGAGCUCCCCGGCGCACAGUCGUAGCCUGCAGGCACUGCCGUCAGCGCAAAGUCCGGGUGCGUCAGCUUCUUUAUCUAGCGGGGAGCUGAACUUGAUUUGCGUCUAUGCUGUCGUCCAGUGCAGCCCUCCGGAUGUGCGGAAUAUUUCGCCCACUUGUCGACGGUGCACCGAGAAGGGGCUGGUGUGCGAAUACAACACGAGCACGGUGCUCAACGAAAGCGUCGACUCGGAUUAUCUCCGGUGGUCGCUGACGCGUACUGUGCCCAGCGCCAUCACGGUCCCUCCCGCCACUUCACUGGAUGACGUUUCACCCAGCCGGUCCUGGAACGACUGGGAACAAAUUUCGAUCCUGCCAGGUGGUAGGACGGGGGAACUCGGAUGCGGUAGUUUGCCAUAUACGCUCGCUCCACCGGCAGAUUUCCGUCCCCGCUAUGCGUCCAGGCCAUAUCCCGACCUCGCACUCCACUGGGAUCCUUAUCAGGACCAGUCGCCGCAGGUGUCAUGCUCGUACGAUUGGGUUGAGGGAACCCCGCAAUCAAAGCCGUUGGAGAUCAAAACUCGGGUCGCACGGACAAGCUCAAGUUCAAUCUCAAUCGGCGCACGUGACCGCGUUUUGUGGUGAGUCCCCAGUUCCGGCAUUGGCAGACUUGC